AUGUUGAGCAAACAGCUGAACGACCUCCGUGUGCAGAAGCGGGUCCAAGUGUUUGAAGAUAGGAACAUAGACAAGCUGACCAGGAACAAAUAUAGCCUAUUUAGGAACGUGUACAAAAAUGUGAUCGUGUCCCCAGCGCAUGCAGAAUCAUUAAAGAGUUGCCUGCGCAAGUUGAUAGACAUAAACAAAUCAUUUAGGCGGUUUGAGAAAUUGUUCUACCUGGAGGAGAGCGAUGUGUUGCACAGUUUUUACGACCAUGAAGGGAUGGAAGAGAAGCUUAUGGAGGGGGAGUAUCAAAAUGGGGGUACAGGAAAUGAUAAAAUUGAUACCAGUUUGGAUGACCAAGUUUACCGGAAGCACCGAGAAUUCCUGACAGAGGAAGAACAAAGCUUGAUCUUCAAAAAAGUGAAAUCAUUUCUAAGGCUGUGCUCCAUUUAUGCGAAUAGAAAAGAAGUGAAAAUCCUGAUCGAGUUUUUAAUAUACAAGUACGAAAUAAAUGUGAAAUGCAGCGAAGACAUUUUGCUGUGUAUUUUACCCAACCUUUCCUUGGCACACGUGAGCAACAUUUUGGAGAUUAUCUAUAUAGAAAAGAGUUCUGCCUUUUUCUUCAUAAAUAACUUCAAGCACGAGGAUCUGAAAAAUGUCGACCAAUCCGUGUUUGUUCAUCACAUAAAGAGGAACAUAUCCAUAUAUAAAAUUAUCUUCGAGUAUGUGGUGGAGUUGAUAUAUAGCAGUGACGUUGCUACGGUUGACGCCUCCGCGCCGCAAAGCCCCAACAGUGCGACAAUCCCGUAUGUGCACUUCUUCAUCUCAGUGACGGAAGAUAUCAUCCACAGCUACAUCGACAUACCUGUUCAGAUAAUUGAAUUCUUCUGCAACGUGUUGCUCGUACUGUUGAGAAGAUGUGGAAAGUCCUUCGAGGUGAUCAAGUGCGCACAUAGCAAGUGGGAAAAGAACGACUAUGUCACCCCACACAUGGCUCACUCUGUGGCCACUCUCCAAAUCCACCACUGCGUAGAUUUUCUGGAGAAAUUUGUGAAAACCUUCGAGGAGGCAAUUGGAAAGUGCAAAACGGGGUUCAACUUUGACUUUUUGAAGAACAAAAUUUUUGCCUUUUUUGACAGAAAGUUUUUAUCAUCGCUGGAGGGUGGGGGAGCAACGUGGAUGGGAGGAGAAGACCGAAUCACCCAUGAUGUGUCACCCCAUGCCAGAUUUAUGCGUUCUUUACUUGUCCUUUUAAACAUAAUUUACAAAAAUGCGCAUCAUAUAUCCCUCGCCAGCUUUGUUAAGGAGGAACAGGCAGAUAUGGGGGCAACUCCACAACGGGAGAGACUCACAUCGGAACACCAAAUAGAUGAGAAAGUCAUGCAAGGCAUAAUAAAUUUUGCAAAGGAAAACAAAAAAAACUGUUUCGACAACAAUAUAAACGCCAUCAUACAGGAUCACCAGGCUCUGCAAAGUUUGAUGAACCUCCUAUACAAGCUUAACAGCACCUACGAAGUGACAGACAAUUUGUUAAAAAUCGUGUUAAUAAAGAGCUAUGCUUUGAAGCUUAAUUGGUUUUCCAUAGAACAAAUAUUUUGGCAAACGCUUAGGAGUAAACAAAAUUACGUGUUCAACAUAAUCGCCAUGAUAAAUUUUAUAUCAUUUUAUAUUUUCUUAAUAAAAUCAAGGGAGUACGAAUUGGAUGAAGGGAUCUCUGAAGGUUCAAAGUUGAAGAAAAGUGUAGAAUCGUUACGCACGAGGAAUAUUGUAGAAGCAUUUCUGGGGAAGGUAUCCCAUGCGAACUCCCUUCACCCAGAGGUUAUAAUACGAAGUGAACACUUGUACCACAUUGUUAAAUUUUUCCUAAAGGAAAAUAACGACCUUUUUAAGAAAAAAAUUAUUUUGUUCGAACUGUAUAGCAAAAUAGACGAGCGUUUACUAAGGCUGAUUAAGGGGGCUAAUAACAAACUUCACCGCCUGCACAUUUUCAACGCCCUUGGUAAUGACAAAGUCGAUUUAAACAACCCUGAAGUGGUGGAGCGGGCCGUCAGGACUGUUAAGUACAUGUAUGACCACCGAAUGGGCAGCGAUACUUCAGCGGAAUUGACUGUAGAAGAACCAACCGAUUGCACAACCGGCGAACCGUCCGAGGAGGUGUCAUUUUCCCUUGGAACAAUAAAAAAAGGAAAGAAUUUUUCCAAAUCAAAGAGAAAUAUCGAGUGCCUGUACGCGAAAAUAUUCUACCAGUUGAGACAAAAUAAAAUUCAGUGCAUGGAUUACUUGAAGAAGUACGAACAAGAACUAAUAUAUUUUUUCCCGUCCAAAAAGUAUUUAUACCGCAUAAUGUUUGACACUUUCAAUGAACUGAAGAAUCGCAACUUUUGUGAAAUUGACAGUCAGAGAAAUACGACGUUUCUGAAAUUUUAUUUGAAGUUAUUUAUAAUCAAACUUAGCAAGUUGGAAAUGAAAAAUAAUGUGAAAUUGCAAAAUGAAAAAUUUUUUAAAAAAUUCAUCAAUGUCAAUUUUGCCUUUUUUUUCGUCCUUUAUGAUUACCUACAAAAUAAGCACCUCUACCCGAACAAUUCCUUCUUUUCGAGAAAUAUUUUAUCUGGCAGUUUCAAACUGGUAGAGCAGUUUUUAACAUUACUAAUAAGGUUGAAAGACGUUCAGGGUUACACAUUUGAGGAGUUCUUCCAAGCAGAAUUGAAGCAGCGCCGCUGCCAAAAUAUCAAGGGGGUUAUAAGACACAGUAUUCCUUUCAGGGCACUCAUACUUUGCAGAAUUGUGCGCUACUUGUCGACGGAAGUGGAAAACUCCUUAGGGGAGUAUAUAGGUGGGAGCGUACUGGACAGGGGACAAGUGAAAGAUUGUCUGGUGGAAGGCAACUCACUUCCUGCAGAUGACUUAAAACGUUUCCUCCUGAAUGUCCUCAAAUGUGUAUUCAAAUACCUCGAGGACGUCAGCUGUAUUAGAGAAGAAUCGGAGAGCCGCAUCUACAAAAGCAUUGAGGAGUCGUUUCAAAAAACCAUAUUACAAUUUAGAAGGAUAAAUUCAUCAGUGACUUUUUACCUGUACUGUAAAUAUAUAAACACAUUUUUCCUGAGCGACGCAUACAUCCAAUUUGUGUUGAAGACCUUGGACCUCUUCUUCUGCAUUUUCAAAAUUGAAAAAACGAAGAAGUAUAUAAAGGACAGAAACAUAUGCAAAACAAUCAUUGAGGAAUUGUUUCGAAUGAAAUUAAAAUUAUUUAAAAAUUUUAAUUUGAAGUCGUUUUACCAAAGUUUUCUCCUGUCAAUUAUGAUGGUCAUAUUUCCCGACAUAGCAAAUUCUCAACGGCACGCGAGUAUGAUGAGUCUUGCAAAAAAAAGUUGUCACGAUGGUUCCUUUGCCAUUGAUUAUUUUCUCAUUAAUAAGCUGUUUGAAAAGGACAAGGGGAAGAAAUGCGAAGGAAUUUUUCAUUUGUUAGAAGACAACCAGAAGGAACGGGGGGUCCUCCCCCAUGUACAGCACGGCGGGGAGAUGAGUACCUCCAACCAGGGAGAUCAACCCAACAACACACCAUCACAACCUUCAAAUGAAUACAGCGUUACGCACUUCUUUGCAAAUCGCAAAAGGAACAGGAAAAUGGGUAUAAACUAUGAAGAAAAGAAAUACUACUUGUUCAUUUUCGCAUACCUAAGUAGGCCCUUUUUUGAUACCUUUCUGUCUCACUUCCAUAAUUUCUAUCGCAAAAAUUAUAUAUAUGGGGAGUUCUUGCAGGAAGCUUUAGUACGAGCCUUUUUGAGAAAAAUUAUGCGUAGAAAUUCAUACCCUUAUAAAAUUACCAAAAUAUAUAAGGCCAUAUUGGGCGCUAAAUGUGACGCAUCCCUGAAGAAGAGGGAACUAUUUCUCUUCCUUCAUCUGGUCGAUUUUUACGUCAACGCUUUGGAGAAUGCGACUAUGAAGAGGGGCAAGCGGGGGGGCAGGAAAAAAGGUGAGCAAGUCCCAACGGAGAAAAGCCUCCCCAAUGAGAAUGGCACCAUGAGUGCGAUGACUAGUUGGAUGAACUACUUCACUGGAAAGGACAACAGCAGCGCAAACAAGGCGAAUGAAUCCACAUACGUAUCGGAGAAACUCCUCAAAAAAGUGAAUUUACAAAAUGUCCAAAUGCGGGGAUGCUCAGACACGCAGACAUUUAAUAGCAAGAAAAAAAUUAAAAAAAUUAAGUACAAAAAUAUAGUGAACGAACCAGCAGGGGAAGAAGCGGACAAAACAUUUUUCCAAAAUCUGAAAGGAUUUUUUAAGUACCAUGAAAAUCUGUUCGCAAAUUCAUAUUUCAAAAAAGAAUUAGAAAUAAAGGCCGUCUGUGAAGGGAUAAUAUACCAGGUCAUAAAAUUGAAGAACAGGUAUAUAACAAUCCAGUUGCUUUGUAUUAGAAACUUUGCCACCAGCUCCCUGUUCACAAAAGAUUUACAGUCCUACAUUGAUAAAUUAGAAAUAGCAAACUUGAUGCUGUUUAAGAAAUUGUUUUCCAACAAAGCGCAUCACGAUUAUCACUCCAUUUUGCUCAUGUGCAAAAAUGUUAGUAGUGUAAAGGAGAGGAACAAAAUAUUGCUAUUCAUGGAGGAGCAGAUGAUACAGGUCGGCAAGGAACAAGGCACCUCCGCGAGUCACAUGGCUAUCCUUAAAAUUGUAAUUGCUCUGUCGGAUAGCGUUGCAAGAGGCAGUGGAAGUGGAGAGGCGCCCGUGGAGGACCCCUACCAAGCCCAGUUCGUGGAAACCCACAUCAGAAUAUUUAAAAAAAUUGCAAAAUACGCACAAAUAAGUGAUGUCAUGUUUUUGAAGCUACUAAAAUAUAUAAGCAACAUUUGCAGCCUCGUAUAUGAAGUCCCCGAGCUGGUAGCGCAGCACUUUUCGCUCACUGGAAAUAAUUUCCUUUUCGACGUUGUUGCCUUUUUCGAAAAAAAUUUGUUUUAUCUGUGUGAGGAUGUUACAGCCCAUUUGAAGCCCCUGGCGCACAUUUUGGACAAAACGAUUAAGAGGAAGAUUUUCCUCUUUGUAAGGGCCAAACACAUGGCUGCCGCUGCCGAUGCUGAGAUGGAGGGGGAAGGCAUAGGAAAUUUACGCCCCAAUUCUGAUGCCCAUGCAGAUCCACACAGUGGCCACCAUAACGCAAACGGAGAUAAUCGCAGAGGCGGGAAUAUGCCCACUUUAGCAAUUCGCUCAAAUGACUCUACAAAAGGCUACGGACACGAAGUCAUGGCGGAAGCCGAAUUAGCAGAAGAAGGAGUAAUUUGGAAAGCGUACAAUGGAAGUGUAAGCCCCACCCUCGGAUUACCAACCAUGGAGAUGAGCGAAGCACAGCACAUGGUCAGACACUACCACCUCCACACCUUUGCUUACAUUUGCACAUUUAUUAACCGCAUAUUUAAGAACGAAAUAAAUUUAGAGCACUUCACGGUCAUAGUCAAUAAUUUAAUUUUCCUCUUCAACAAAAAAUACACAUCGUAUGUUAUAGCCAUUUGCCUCAUAAAUAUAAUAAUAAAAAUUAAGUUGGAAAAAUUACAUGCAUGUAGAAAUUAUCUGCUCGAAAUUUGCCACGUCUACUUUACCAGCGAUUUAGAUUAUUGUAUUAAUAAUCACUUGUUGCUACUUCUGGGAUUGUAUCUCUGUCCACACACACCUGAGAAGGAUGAAUUGGUGGACGGAUCGCGCAAGUCACACGGGGAUGAUCACACAAGUGGGGGAGACACUCCACCUAAAACGGCUAAUAUACAUGCCCCGUACGAAGACUUAAGCACGAUUUACCCAGAGUAUGUAUUAUCCAAGCUGAAGUACUUCAAGCCACAUCUGAAGAAAGUUAAGAAUAAUCAGAAUCUGUGUCUCAAAAUAAUUUCCCUCAUAUCUAUAGUUAACACACUGAACAGAAAUGCAAUAAAAUCUAUUUCAUAUUUUAUUUACAUUAUGACCCUACAAAAUUUUGUACUCUGUUUUUGCUUCGCCAAAGAUAAAGCCAUUAACAGGAAGCUGAAUAUCCUCUUUAAGAAAUUUUCAUUUAGAAACACCGAUACAUUUAUCUGGGCCUACGUGUUGAAUAAUUUCAAAAUGGGGGGGGUCAUUUCUGAGAGAGGAGAUGCAAUCGUUGGUAAAUCCUCUAACGAUGCUAAAUCGAGGGGCCUCCACUUCGAGGAGCUAUUCAUACUCAAAUUUUUACAAAACCUGAACAAGCUAAAGGACAACAUGAAAUUUGAAGAGGGAUACAAAAAGUUUCUACGAUGCAGAGAGAAGACAAACAACCAUGGCACAGACUCACAAAACAGUGCAGCUCAAUCCGAGGAACAUUUCCUCUUUGAUAUUUUUAAUGACCUAUUAAAAAAGGAAACAUAUGAUGAAAACGAAAUUAGUAGCAUUAUGAAAAAAAGUCUGUUCCACUUUUAUGAAUUCCUAAUAAAUAAAAUGCUCACGGUGAAUUCUGUCAAGUACCCAAACCUGUUUAAAGAAAUGUCUAUUUUCAUGAACCAGAAAUUGAACACCGGAACGGACGUGAAGCCAAUAUUUGACGCCCUCAUUUAUUUCCUAUACACUAGGAAAAAUGAAAAGGCCAUCGCGUCACUCAAUCAAAUGUAUAUUUAUAACAUGUUCAAUAAGGCCUUAUUCAAAAUUUAUGUGGAUGAUUGUACGAAGAUAAUUAUCAUUUCCAAGGUGAACGAAAUUUUGAGGACCCUAUUUGAACAGAUCUACUUCAUCGUAGCGAAUGAGCAAAAGAACAGGUGUAGUAGUGCUGCUCUGCUACAUGGGGACCCUUCUGAUGAAGCGGAGAUAAUUUCCUUAAAUGAUCUGCAAGGAGAUACGGAGGGGGACAUUCGCGGUACAGACAAUAUGCCAAUUGACAAUGCAACUUUUAAGGGACCAUUUUCUGGAAAAGCGAAAAAGAAGAGAACCUUCUCUAGCGAAAUGGACAUGAUAAAUGAUGAAUACAGAAAGUAUUGUGAGCGCGUGGGUCGUUUAAGCAAAGGGCCACUCAGGGAAAAAACAAGCGUUGAUAUGCAAAACAAUAAUGCGUUUCUUGAAGGGGUUGACCAAGCAGAUAAGAACUCCACAUACCUGUCCGAUGCGGAAUCGAUCGACUUGUAUUCCACGCUGAGUGAUAAUAAUGAUGAUGAGGAGGAUGAUAAUGACGGGGGUAACAACUCAGAGUGCACCGAACAGGAAAGCGUAGGAAAAGGUACAAAAUGGAGUGACGCCCAAAUUGCACACAUAAAAAAUACAAACAAGAUGAAAGAUCUGAACAGCAUUUUACUUCUGGACCUCUACCCCCUGAACACAAUAGUGAAGUGUAUAUCGUCGGUGCUGCUUAACUUCCCGCUUUUCACGAAAAAACACCUGAUUGAGUUAUUCAGAAUUAUGUUUUUAAAAAAUAAGCAUUACAUUCUAAUCAAUGAGAAGAAUGUCCUACAAAAUAACUUAUACAAUUUGAACAAAGCAAACAAAAUGAAGCAUAUUGGCAAAGUAAUGAUGAAUCCAUUGAAGAAACUAAACAUGUAUCACUUAUUUUUUAUUUUUUCAAAUAAUCAUUUGGAACUUUGCUUAAAGCAUGUAGUGAGGUACUUCAAGAAAAACUUCCUCCAUGUGGCGAAGAGGAAAACAACAUACAGCUAUAACGAAUCCGUCAUUUUGAACAACGCUCUAUUUGUUUAUCAACAUUUGGUCAUUUUUCAAAGCAGCUUAUCUACCUCCAAUAAGGGAAGCUCCGAUUUAGGGUUGACAUUACUCUUCUCUAUUAUAAAGGCUCACUUUAAGAAUUGUGCCAAGUAUGUUACCAGUCUCGUUCAUAAAUGGGGAGAUAAAAUAGAAAAGCUUAACGGAGAACAUUUCUUCACUUAUUACAGUAACCACUCCGAUGCAGGAAAAAGGACAAGUGCACUAACCGUGGAUCUAAGAAUUGAGGAAGAGAACAUUGUGAAGUCUUUAGUGUACACCUCAACCAAAAUGAAAAUGUCUUCCUUGGGAAACCUAUUUGAUAAACUUCUAGCAUCAUUCGAGAACCCAAAUUUUGAAUCCAAAUCGAGUUCCCUCCUGGAUAGCUACAAAACUGUCUACGAGAGGAGAAUUUAUUUCCUCUACUUUUACAGACUGUAUCAAAAUUUUGGUUCCGUCUUGAGUGAGAAGAAUAAGUACCUUUUCGACCUCCUGAACAAUAUCAAAUUUGUGCUACUUGCAUGCCAUAGGAAUUCUUGCCAGUUGGGUUCCUCCAGCGCAACGCAAGAGGCCGCCAAAGGAGAUGAUACUAACUCUGCGUGCGAAGAUACCCAUGAGGAUGCUCUCCAAAGGGAUACUAAUUACAACGUCGAGUAUACUACCACUGUGGAGGGAACGAAACGAAGGAAGGUAAAAAAAGGAGUGGCUAUCAGAAGCACUUGGUAUUGGUUUGACCUGGGUUACUGCACUCUCCUAUGUCUGUAUGAAAUUCUAAAAAAUGAAAAAAAAAAUCAGAAAAAUUUUACCCCCAUAUUUUACGAAACCUGUUUCGAUUAUGUUAUAAAUUGCUUCGAUAUUUUCGCAUACCUUCCAAGAGUGCACGCAAACGAUGAAUUUAAAAACAGCAUCAACGAAGACGUCAUACGAUAUAGCGAACACUUGGACAUAAAAAUGGUUUCUAUUGCCCUCCUCGACAUUUUAAAGCUAAUGCUCUUUGAACUAUACUCCUUAUAUAUAAAUGACCCAGAAAAAAUACAAAUCAUGACCAUGAGACUUUCCUUAAAAAAUGAAAAUAACAACACGAGCAGUAAUGUUACCCUCUCCAUUAUACUGACUUUGAAAUAUAUCUUUGACACUAUUGGGUAUAGGGAAUUGCUCUUUGCCGUCACAGAUUUGUAUCAGCUAUUUUCAGAACUGAAUGAUCAUCCUGAUGACGAAAUUGAAUUUGUCACCAAAGAGUGGUUCGCUUCGAUAAGUAAAUUCUCGGCUGAGGGGUGA
Messenger RNA from Plasmodium fragile, 8940 nucleotides. RefSeq lists its product as uncharacterized. NCBI's taxonomy places the organism in Eukaryota, Apicomplexa, Aconoidasida, Haemosporida, Plasmodiidae. Bases 1 to 8940 code for a protein of 2979 amino acids. The transcript has a single exon. The record is from RefSeq and is a predicted model, not a curated record.